CGGUGUUGUCUGUGUUUCAGGAACAUCGUUGGCCGAUCAAGUAAUAGCGCGUGAUAAUUAUACAUCCAUCAUGCGGUCCCUCAUCCCUUUACUGGCGCUCCAUGCCACCGUACCGACCGUGGCAGCGCUUUGUAGCAACUACAACAUGACUGGCCCUAGCAUCGACGAGACGUGUACCGUACUCGAGGAUGCCGGUAUCAAUGUCUACCGUGCUAACAGUACAACAUAUGCUGCGCGUGAAGCCGACUAUUAUUCGGUGUCGGCACGCAUGAACCCAUCCUGUAUUGCUAUGCCUAUCUCUGUCGAGCAUGUAUCCUACAUCAUCAAGACAUUGACCGCCACGGCCACCACCAAUUGGGCCGUUCGCUGUGGUGGACACAUGGCCUGGGGACCGGCGGCCGAUAUCCACGAUGGCAUCACAAUAGACCUUGGACUCAUGAACCAGACAAAAUAUGAUGUAGAGACCAAGGUAGCCAAGAUACAAGGCGGUUCGCUGUGGAGCGACGUCUACACGACGCUCGAGCAGUAUGGCGCGACUGCACCAGGAGGGCGCACCUCGACUGUAGGAGUGGGUGGUUUUACGCUGGGAGGCGGCAACAACUUCUACAGCGGCAAAGUGGGCUUCACCUGCGACAAUGUCGUCAACUACGAAGUUGUGCUUUCAAAUGGAGAAAUAGUCGAGGCGAACAGUUCGCACAACGCUGACCUUUGGAAAGCCCUCAAGGGAGGCUCAUCGAACUUUGGGGUCGUGACGCGAUUCGACGUGCAGGCGUUUGACGCAGGCAAUCUCUACGGCGGCCUCGUCAUCCACCCCCUGAACCUCACCGGGCAGGUCAUCACGGCCUUCUCCAACUUCGUCGACAACAUCGUCAACUAUCAGGUCGGUUCCGCCUUCAGCUUCUGGUCCUGGGUCCAGGGAGCUACCGAGUCGGUCAUCAUCUCCGCUCUCCACGACACCACCGGGGCUGUCGACGCACCGGCCUAUGCCGAGUACAACGCCAUUGAGCCUGUGUUGUCUUCGACACUACGCGAGGACAGCCAUCUUAACUUCACCAAGGAGCUUGAGUUUGCCAAGGGCAACCAGAACGUGUGGUUCGCCAUCACGGUCAAGAACGACCCGGAGACCCUCCAGUACAUCAUUGACCAGCACAACGCCUUCAUCCCCGCCUGGCAGGAGGCCACGGGGGACGAGACGUUCAGCCUGUACACGGUGUUCCAGCCGCUGCCGACGAUCCUGUUCGACCACGGGGCGGAGAAGGGGGGCAACGUGCUGGGGAUGGACCGGCAGAGGGAGAACUCAGUGCUGUUCCAGGUCUUCAUGGUGUUCAGGGGCGCGGGGCUGGAGCCCGAGGCGCGGGCCCGCCUGGUGGCGUACCGCGAGGCCGUGAGGGCGCGGAGCAUCGAGGCGGGCACCGACGUCGACUUCGCCUACCUGAACUACGCCGACAAGACGCAGGACCCGAUCGGUACCUACGGUGACGAGAAUAUUGCCUUCCUGCGCGAGGCCUCGGCCAAGUAUGAUCCGGGGCAGAUCCUGCAGGAUCGGCUGCCGGGAGGGUUCAAGCUUCCUAGAGCCGAUCUGAGCACAGCGGGAUUUUGA
This is a messenger RNA of Truncatella angustata, 1600 nucleotides long. RefSeq names its product 6-hydroxy-D-nicotine oxidase. The record is from RefSeq and is a predicted model, not a curated record. Lineage: Eukaryota; Fungi; Ascomycota; Sordariomycetes; Amphisphaeriales; Sporocadaceae. Gene Ontology annotation, molecular function: FAD binding. The transcript is spliced from 6 exons. The coding region runs from base 71 to 1600 and encodes 509 amino acids.